GACAAUUUUGAAGUUAAACUUUAAUAAAUUUAAUAACCUCUAAACGAAGAAAUAUUUUCAAACAGCUGAAUAUUUUAAAUAAAAGAUGUCUAACUUUAAUUAACUAGUGCUAUUUCAAAAAUUAAAACUAAUCGAGAGUUCGACAGUAAAUAGUAAGCCAUCAUGGCUUUAAUGAAAGGUUCUCAAAUUCCCAAAGAUGCUGUUGUACUCAAUGAAAUUGAAGCUACAGGCUAUAUAUGGGACGUUAUAUCGAAAUGGGAUUCCUUAAAAGAGACUUGGGCAUUACGUUAUGGUCCCAUGGUCUUAGGAGCAAUUAAUUCAAUAAGUGGUAUCAUGAUAAAUAGACACUAUAGAUGGAGGUUUAAACUUGGAAGUUAUGGUCAUUUUUCAUCAGGUAUUCCUCUUGUAGUGAUGCCUGGUUUGCUCACAAUUGCAUUUCAUAAACAUAUUAUUGGAACAGACAUGCUUCUGAUGAAGAGUGACCUGUGUCCCAUUUGCUAUGAAGUAAAGUCAACAGCUUUACAAAUGUCUUUAGGCUUAUUAUAUCCUAUGAUAUUGGCACCUACUUCUGCAUUAAUGCUUGCUAACAGAUAUUCAACAUACAGAGUGCCUCACCUAUUUGAAGGACCAAAAGUUAUGUUGGGGUUUUUGAAGAAGCAUACAAAAUCUUUUACUGGUACUUUAAGUUAUAUUGCUCUGAUACAAAUGGCUGCCUCUGCCUUUAUCACAUAUUUUGAAAUGAAAAAUACGCUUUCUUUAAGACACAAAAUGUUGGAGAUGGAAAAAGAAUAUGAAAAGGAGAAGCAGAAGUAAUAGAAGAUUGAGAAGUUAUGUUGUUUGUAAAUAUAGUUGUUAGCCAAUAAA
This is a messenger RNA of Melitaea cinxia (Glanville fritillary), 864 nucleotides long. RefSeq lists its product as uncharacterized. The record is from RefSeq and is a predicted model, not a curated record. NCBI's taxonomy places the organism in Eukaryota, Metazoa, Arthropoda, Insecta, Lepidoptera, Nymphalidae. Gene Ontology annotation, biological process: mitochondrial respiratory chain complex I assembly. The transcript is spliced from 4 exons. The coding region runs from base 163 to 813 and encodes 216 amino acids. Gene Ontology annotation, cellular component: mitochondrion.